Molecule: messenger RNA, 1332 nt
Organism: Brassica oleracea var. oleracea
Lineage: Eukaryota; Viridiplantae; Streptophyta; Magnoliopsida; Brassicales; Brassicaceae
Product: myb-related protein 306
Exons: 3
Coding region: 210-1262 (350 amino acids)
Biological process (GO): response to auxin
Source: RefSeq, a predicted model, not a curated record
CUAUAAAUAUAACCAACAUCUCUCUCCACUUCUUCAGACAAAAUUAAUCCCAUUUGGACUUCCUUUGUCUUAAUCCUCACAAUUUUGAAAAGCUUUUGAGAAAAACUCCUCAAAUAUUAGUCUUUGUUCUAAUAUCUCAUCAAAAUCCUUUUUAAAAAGUCGAAUUUCUUACCUUAAACAAUAUACUUUCACACUGGGAGGAGAAAAAAAUGGUAAGACCACCUUGUUGCGAAAAGAACGGAGUGAAGAAAGGGCCAUGGACACCAGAGGAAGACAUCAUCUUGGUUUCUUACAUUCAAGAACAUGGUCCUGGAAACUGGAGAUCUGUCCCAACGAACACAGGUCUAAGGAGAUGUAGCAAGAGCUGCAGAUUGAGAUGGACUAAUUAUCUUCGACCCGGUAUUAAGCGGGGAAAUUUUACUGAGCAUGAAGAGAAGAUGAUUGUUCAUCUUCAAGCCCUUUUAGGCAACAGAUGGGCAGCCAUAGCAUCAUACCUUCCAGAAAGAACUGACAAUGAUAUAAAGAACUAUUGGAACACUCACUUGAAGAAGAAGCUCAAGAAGAUCAACGAAUCUGGUGGAGAAGAUAAUGAUGACUUCUCUUCAUCAAACACUAUUUCACAGAAGCAACAACAAACCUCAAACAAAGGUCAAUGGGAGAGAAGACUCCAGACAGAUAUCAACAUGGCAAAGCAAGCUCUUUGUGAGGCUUUGUCUUUAGACAAAAAACCAUCAUCAACACUUUCUCCAACAUCAUUGUCAACACCAGUAAUCAUACCACAAAACAUCCCUAGCUUCUCAUCAGCUAUACUGGACCGUUGUUAUGAUCCAUCCUCUUCUUCUUCCUCUACCACAACCACAACCACCACUACAAGCAACUAUACUAAUCCAUACCCAUCAGGGGUAUAUGCGUCAAGUGCUGAGAACAUCGCUCGGUUGCUUCAAGAUUUCAUGAAAGAUACACCAAAAACAUUAACUUUAACAUCCUCAUCACCAGUUUCUGAGACCGGACCAUUUGCUUCAGCAACUUCCGAAGAAGGUGGAGAAGGGUUGGAACAAUCUUUCUUUACCUUCAAUUCCAUGGAAGAAUCUCAAAAUUUGACUCAGGAGACUAGCUUCUUCCAUGACCAAGAGAGUAAACCGGCGGUAACAAUGGAGCAAGAUUCUGGUUUGAUAUCGCAAGGAUCUUUGUCUUUGUUGGAGAAAUGGUUAUUUGAUGAAAACAUGGUUGCUAUGUCGUUAGGACAAGAAGCGAUGUUCUAGAACGAAAUCAAGUGGAAUAAUUUGAGGGCAUAAUCAGUUAUGAGUAAUAACAAAUAUUAUUAUUGCAUCA